CUGAGGGAGCCCCGGAGAGAGGCGGAGACCCGGCCCGGCCGUUGCCCAGCCUGAAGCAGAGCGCUACAGUGCCCGCAGGGGGGACCGGGCUGCCGCCGACAGAGCCACGCUGCACAACCACCCGCUCCCCGAACCCAGUGCCACAAUGGCAACUGCACCUUACAACUAUUCCUACAUCUUUAAGUACAUCAUUAUUGGGGACAUGGGUGUAGGAAAGUCCUGUUUGCUUCAUCAAUUUACAGAAAAGAAGUUUAUGGCGGACUGUCCCCACACAAUUGGUGUUGAAUUUGGCACAAGAAUAAUUGAAGUUAGUGGCCAAAAAAUUAAACUACAGAUUUGGGAUACAGCAGGACAAGAGCGAUUCAGGGCUGUCACACGAAGCUACUACAGAGGAGCAGCAGGAGCUCUCAUGGUGUACGACAUUACCAGAAGAAGUACGUAUAAUCACUUAAGCAGCUGGCUGACAGAUGCAAGGAACCUCACCAAUCCAAAUACUGUGAUAAUCCUCAUAGGAAAUAAAGCAGAUCUGGAAGCACAGAGGGAUGUUACAUAUGAAGAAGCCAAACAAUUUGCUGAAGAAAAUGGUUUAUUGUUCCUUGAAGCAAGUGCAAAAACCGGAGAGAACGUUGAGGACGCGUUCCUGGAGGCUGCCAAGAAAAUCUACCAGAAUAUCCAAGAUGGAAGCCUGGAUCUGAACGCUGCAGAAUCGGGUGUACAGCACAAACCAUCGGCUCCGCAGGGGGGGCGACUAACCAGUGAACCCCAGCCCCAGAGAGAAGGCUGCGGCUGCUAGUGACCUCUGUUUCAUGGCUCCAUUUCUGACCUUUCACCUCUGUCUGUCAGAAGCGGUGCUUUUGACUGCUUCCCUGUCUUCUGUACAUCUUACUGGGUUUAAUUAAAACUCUGAGACAAGUUUAACACAGUACUAAACUGCUAAACAACUUUAGAUGUAAUCAGGUUAUCAAAGGCAAGUAGAGUAAUAAAACCUCUCCUGCAUGGUAAAUCUAGAAGUUUUUUUUUCUUGAUUGUCCUUGUGAUAGUGUCACCGAUACAUAAUUUAAACUGAGCACUGAUGCUGGACUCAUGAUUUUACACUUCCGCAGGGCUUUGUCUUGUACGGUUUAAUUUUACGGUUCUUUGGCCUUUCUUCCCCACCUCUAACUGUUUAGAGCUGUCCAUAGUAAAGGAUGAGUUUUUGCUGUGAAAUGGCUGCCGAUGGUAGCAGGGGCUCUGUAACAAUGUGCUUUUGGUGAAAGAAUUCCUGUGGGGUGUGGUGGGGGUCGGGGUGGGCUGGCGCAGGAGCGUACGACUUGCACAGGGAAACAAUCCAUUUGUUCUUGUGCUCAUAGCUUUAUGUCAUUUUUUUGCCACUUUUAUCCUUUACCUUUGUUAACAGAACGUAAAUAUGUAUAAAAUUUGAAGGAACUGAGCUAACAGUUAAAUACAUCCUGUGUAUAUGAUUUUAAUGAAGAAAAUGAUUACUGGCAUUAGAACAGUAUAUAAGAAAAUACCGGUUUGUACAGUAUGACCUGUAUGUGAGCACGUUGCCCCGUUAGUACAGAGAUAGCUGUGACUGCAGAUCACUAAUGCAGGCUUAACUCCCCGUGCCGACAGCGGACAUUGUGCUGGGGGAGCUCAAAUCCUGAUGCGGAAACUAACACUAGUGGAGUCUGUCUCAUCUUUGCACUGUGGUAUACCUAUGCCAUCUUAUUAAUCCUGUUCUGUGCAGUCGGCAGCGUGCUAACGUGCUUUUCUCUUCCGUAAGCAUUUUGUGUUACUGGGCUUCAUCACCUGCCUUGCAUCGUAUACAAAGGCUGGGUCUCUUGCACAUCUUACGCUUUUAUACCUUUACCUUUCUAAAUGGUCAGAGGCUGAACUGGACAGUCCGAACAAUGCACGUGCUCUCUAGGGAUUUUUAACUACUGUUGUAUUUUCUAACAGCCCCGUGUGAGGGUUUAAGACUUGGGCUGUUUCACUGAGCCUUUGAGUCCAUCCUCCAUGGGGUGACACAACCCCUGUCAAGUGGCGACGGUGCACGUGGGGAGGUUGCUGAACCACGUGUGGGGUUUGCUGUGGCAUCAGGCUGGAAUGUGUGGUUCUACAUCCAGUACUGCCAUGUUUCACCUGGAAACUAGCACAUAGGGUUUAAAAAUGGGAGGGGGUAAGUGCUUAACCACAAUCAAAUGUCCACCUUUAGUCUUACUGCAGUGUUUAAAAUACAAAGUAGUCCUAAAAUGCCUCUCUAGACACUAAAAACUAUACAAUGUUCAGACUUGUAAGUAAACAGUGGUACCAGAGUAUUGUACAGUCAAUGUUCAAUAAAAGCCAAAACUGGAAUGUGCAGACAAUAGGAUUUGGGUAACUUGUGCACUGUCCCUUUGUUUUGUCUGGUUAGUCCUUUUUUAACUAAUAUUCUUAAGUAGAUGGGUGUGUUCAAGAUCUACAGCUAAUGCAUCCUGCUUAAACCGAGGCUGUACUGCAAAGGGUUUGCCCAGGGACCACGACCUGCUGCUGCCGUGGAGUCAAUGUUCUAAUGCCUACAGCUUGUUGAGGUGCAAUACCUGUACUCCCAGAGUAAGUUACAGCCGGUCUUACUGUUUCUGUCACAGAAAGCGUUUGUUUGGACUGCUGUACUCCUCAUUUGAUGUAACAAUGCUAUUAAUCUAAAUAUUUGUAAAUAAAGUACCUGUAUCUAGAUAAACUA
Molecule: messenger RNA, 2704 nt
Organism: Gavia stellata (red-throated loon)
Lineage: Eukaryota; Metazoa; Chordata; Aves; Gaviiformes; Gaviidae
Gene: RAB14
Product: RAB14, member RAS oncogene family
Exons: 8
Coding region: 146-793 (215 amino acids)
Biological process (GO): phagosome maturation; endocytic recycling; defense response to bacterium
Cellular component (GO): Golgi apparatus; trans-Golgi network; recycling endosome
Molecular function (GO): GTP binding; GTPase activity
Source: RefSeq, a predicted model, not a curated record